GUUUAAUGGUGACCCCAAUCAAGUUACCAUAUUUGGAGAGUCUGCUGGGGGUGCCAGUGUAUCUUUGCUGUUGUUAUCAAAGCUUACCAAGGGACUUUUCCACCGUGCUAUUCCACAAUCUGGAGAUGCAUCAGCAUUUUGGGGUAGUGGUACAUACGAGCACCGUACUAAAUCAAUGAAGGCAUUUGCCAAGAACGUUGGAUGUCCAGAGGAUCUCAGCAAACUUAGAGACUGCUUGGAACCCAAGGACGCCAUGGCGAUUAUAAAUGCUUCCCUUGCAGUUCCAUGGCCCAAUUUCGUUCCAGUUAUUGAUGAUCAUUUUCUUGAUGAUGACCCAAAGAUCCUGUACCAAAAGCAAGACUUUGAGAAAUACGACAUUAUGAUUGGAGUUACAAACGACGAAGGAACGGUCUUUACGAAUGCCGUUGCAGGUUUGGGUGAGGGCUUAAACGUAACCAAUGGUGUUUCAAGAGAAGUAUUCGUCGGUGUGAUCAGAGGAGGAGGAUUGAGUACGGUAAUACCAGAUCCUAAGUCGGUUUUGAUAAAUGCUUCUAUUCACGAAUACACUGACUACACCCAAGUCUCAAGCCCAAUCACAAAUCGUCGUAUGUACAUGGAUAUGAUGGGUGACGUAGGAUUUGUGGCUCCUGCUAUAAGAGGUGCCAAUGCAUAUGCGAAGAAGAAAGCAGUGACAUAUUUUUAUUCUUUUGAUCACCGCCAUGGGGAUGCUGUUAUGGGUUCGAAAGUUCCAUCUUGGGUGAGAGCUUACCAUGGAGCAGACAUUUCUUUUGUUUUUGGUGCUCCGCUCCUAGACCCCGCAACGACGCCAACCGACGCAAACUUUACUCGCGACAUCCUGAAGAUGUGGACGAAUUUUGCCAAAACAGGGGAUCCCAACAAACCAGAUAGUUUGGGCGUUACCUGGCCUGUAUACACGCUGGAGGAACAGAAAUACAUGUCAUUGAAACCCAACAUGGCGGUACACAGCCAUCUUCGUGCCAAUUACAUAGCAUUCUGGAAUGAGUUCGUUCCCAACGCCCUCCACGCGGCGCGUCGCCCUAAACAGCACCCAUGUGGUAGAGGUGAAGAUAGAAAGGCUACAGCUGCCUUGGUUCUUAUGUUGUCACUGCUCACUACCUGGUUUUAAGUCUACAACGAUCACCUUUUUUAUAAAUUCGACGCUGCACUCGACUAAAAUAAUUGCCUGUGAAACUGGUCUUCGUCGUUGUGAGAUAUGAUCGAUUCUCCGUUAUACACCACCCCGAAUUUUGCUCUUCGGCAUAAUUUUGAGAGAUGCUAUAACGCGGCGUUUUCAAGGGCUAGUAACACUUGUUCAUACAAGCAUUUGACUUUUCGUGAAAUAAUCUUUAAAGCUAGUAAAAAUAUGAAAAGUCUAAUGACUAUUACGUACACGGGGCUAAAAAAAUGACUCGCAACGAAAAUCGAGGAAAGUUCCACAAGUAAGUUAUGCUUAUGUUUUACUUUAUGCUGUCGUCGAGCAACAAGCACAGCUUCACUUUCCACUGAUAUCCCAUCCUGCUGAUGGUUUAGAUGUAGUUGACUUCCCCUUCCUGUCUGCCCGGGUCCCGGCUUUGGGUCGACUUCGGCUCUCAGUUCAUUAAAGAGCUUUCGUUUUCAUGUUCGCUUCAGUGGGGUAUGGGCACUUGACCAUUAUAUAGUAAGCACCCGUUGAAUAUGAAUAAAAUCAGCCUGAACUUCAAAAAUGGGUGUUCUUAUAUUCGGGGCUUGCUGAAAUGAAGAUUAUUGGACUAGUUACCACAGCGUAAAAGUAUGGAAAAACUUUGUUUUAAAUUUUCAAUUUAAGGUCUUGUAAAACUUGUUAAAUCAAUGUUUCCACAUACAUACAUACAUAGUUAUUAGUUAGAACUAUAUGGAAUGCACAAUAAAACAUUUUUCACAUUUUA
Molecule: messenger RNA, 1925 nt
Organism: Exaiptasia diaphana
Lineage: Eukaryota; Metazoa; Cnidaria; Anthozoa; Actiniaria; Aiptasiidae
Product: neuroligin-4, X-linked
Source: RefSeq, a predicted model, not a curated record